CUUUCCUGGUCAUACCCAGGCUUCAUCAUCGCAUCGAGGCAUCAUGGUUUCCUCAGAUUGGAGGGCUAGUCCCUGUUUCUCCAUGGCAUCCCCACCCUUCAGAAUCCACACGGCUUCCCUUCACGAUGGGUUCCUCCGCGUGUUGCUUGAAUGUCAUUGACACCCAUGACGAGUGCCUCGCCCAAGAGACCUCGCUUGGUCCUGAAGAAAGAGGCUCUAAUAAAAAGGCGUACUAUGAGAGAUUCCCUCUUCGGGACAAAAGUCCCUUGGCGAUAGCCUGGAUUGGCUCCCUCCAGGCAUUCUUCAUCUUCAGUGGAGGCCUAUUUGGGGGUCCUCUGUUCGAUCGAUUCGGCGCAAAGGUAUACUCGGGGGGCUGGCUGAUGGCUUUACUAUGUCCCCCCGUCCUGUACGAAAGAUGCUAGGAAUUUCGGCACGUACAUGGGCAUGGGCAUGGCGGCGGGGUCGAUGGCAGUGCUGAUCUGGCCUCCCAUCUGCGGUGUGAUUUACGAUCGCUACCAUGGGUUUAUCCAGGGUUCUACAUUUUGUGGGAUUGUAUGUCUGUUUGGGGGUCUUUUGGUUC
This is a messenger RNA of Aspergillus heteromorphus CBS 117.55, 580 nucleotides long. RefSeq lists its product as uncharacterized. The transcript has 2 exons. NCBI's taxonomy places the organism in Eukaryota, Fungi, Ascomycota, Eurotiomycetes, Eurotiales, Aspergillaceae. Bases 126 to 422 code for a protein of 98 amino acids. The record is from RefSeq and is a predicted model, not a curated record.